Molecule: messenger RNA, 897 nt
Organism: Rotaria socialis
Lineage: Eukaryota; Metazoa; Rotifera; Eurotatoria; Philodinida; Philodinidae
Source: the annotation of a GenBank genome assembly
AUGAAUUCGGCUUCAGCAGCGUUAUUUGAAGAACAUGCAAAUUUUCGUAAGCGAGAGGCUGAUGCAGCAUCUUUUCUAGGAUCAAGUGCAAAACGUAAAAAAACUGAGAAAUCAUCAUCUUCGUCACAAAAAACGAAUCGACCAAAAUCAACAUUUGGUCGUUCGAAAACAUCUACAUGCUUUCCAAAUGAUUAUCAUACAUCAAGUUCGUCGUCACAAUCCAGAUUUUUAAUACUUGCAAAAAUUGUCGAAAAGCUAAAAGAUUGUUUUCUCGGUGGAACUACUGACGCAAUAACCUUAGAUGAAAUUAUACAAGAAUCUGAACUUAUAAUUGAAUCAUCCGAUAAACAUUGGCUUGCUUCUGAAGCACUUUUGUCAAAUGAAAAAAUUGAUGUUAAAAAAGUCGAAGGUAUUAACAAAUUUGUAUAUAAGUCACCACUUAAUUUAAAAGAUGGUAAAAAACAAACACUUCUUAAUCUUUUAAAAAAUCGUCAUGAGAAAUGUGAAGGUGCUGUAACUGUUGAUGAUGUGCGAGAUACAAUUUCAAGAGAAAAAGCCGAUAAAAUAAUUGAAAACUUAAUAAAAGAUGGUCAAGUUGUGAAAGUAACUAGUAAUAAAAAAGAAAUUUUAUUUUACACUGAUCCUGCUUACAAGCUAAAAGUACACCCAGACUUUACUGAAUCAUGGAGAAAAACAUCUGUCGAAGGUUUAGAUGAUAAGAAGAUUUGGGAAUUUCUUGAUAAGCAAGGAUAUUAUGGUCUGAUGAAAAAUACGCCACGUCAAUCACAUUUAACUAACAAACCAAGACGAGGAGGUCGACGUCCUGACACAAUGAAGCACAAUCAACAUGUUGCUCAUAAACUAGAAGAUUAUUCCGAACCAUCAGCCAAAAAAUAA